Molecule: messenger RNA, 1626 nt
Organism: Musa acuminata AAA Group (dessert banana)
Lineage: Eukaryota; Viridiplantae; Streptophyta; Magnoliopsida; Zingiberales; Musaceae
Exons: 9
Coding region: 272-1237 (321 amino acids)
Cellular component (GO): cytosol
Molecular function (GO): magnesium ion binding; holo-[acyl-carrier-protein] synthase activity
Source: RefSeq, a predicted model, not a curated record
ACCGCGUCAAAAAAUUUCGACUCCACCCUCGUUGGGCUCAACGGAAGUCGAUCGCGCGAGUUGCCGCUCCGGAUCAAAAUCGAAACCCUAGUCUCGACUCUUGUUGCUAAUUCUUGCUUCGAUUCUCUUGCCAUUCUUCCAUUGCGACGAGGAAAGUUGAGAUCUGCUCUGGAUUCUCUGUGAUUUUUCCUCUUCUUUCUUCGUCUGCCGCGAUCGCUGCCUUCGAGAAGGGAUUGGUUGCAGAAGGAGAGGAGGAUAAGGAGUGGUGUGCAUGCGCCGGUUGCUCCGCGGGGAUAUGUUGCCCCUACCAUCUAACUUGGUUUCUCGUCAUCUCGUGGUCUCGUCUCUGCCUUCUUUGCCGCCGGCGCCGCUUCCAUUGCGGAGGGAGGCACAUCUUUGGUAUAUAGUGCCUAAUGAGCUAGAGGAUACUUCCUUACUGCAAGAUUAUAUGGAACUUCUAUCUCCUUGUGAAAAAGAAAAUGUUCUAUCUAUCAAAGGAGAAGCACUUAAAAAAUGUGCUAUACUAUCUCGUGUGUUGGUCAGGACCACUCUUUCAAGAUAUACUGAUUGUAAAGUGAAUCCAAGAUUGUUCAAGUUCAGGAAGAACAGAUUUGGAAAGCCUGAGGUAGAACAUCAAAAUGGUUGUCUCUGGGUUCCACCAUCCUUGCAAUUUAAUAUUUCACAUACAUCCUCCAUGAUUGCUUGUGGCGUCACGGUAGAUGUGCCUAUUGGCAUUGACAUCGAAGAAAAACGAAGGAAACCAGUUAAUAACAUAUUGUCUCUAGCUCACCGUUAUUUUUCCCCUUAUGAAGUUCAAUAUUUGGCUUCUUUUAUGGACCCUGAGAGUCGGCAAAGUGAGUUUCUUAGACUGUGGACCCUUAAGGAAGCCUAUGUUAAAGCUCUUGGAAGGGGCUUUUCUGGUGCACCCUUCAGGGAUUUUACAAUUCGGUUUGAAAAAAGCACAGACUCAGUAGUUCCUGAGCGACCAAAAUCAGAAGAAUUCAGAAUAAUGAUUGACACAGCUUCUGAUUCUGUAAACCUCACUGCUAACUGGCAAUUUGCACUGGUUGAACUCUGUGGUUCUCAUCUAGCUGCAAUUUGCAUGGAAAAGGAUGAAAAUAUGCCAGGCACAGAACAAGAAUUCCUUAAGUUAAAGGUCUGGAAGACUCUUCCAUUCGUAGAAGACAAAUGCAUGUCACAAACAGAUGCAGUGAUAAAUAUUAGUGGAUUAUGUUGAACUAUUCUUAUGUUGCCGCCAAAAUAUUGUGUGAAGAAGUGAAAGGGAUGACAGCCCUAUGUGGACGAUCAUAUUCAGAAGAAGCGGGUAAUUCCAUUCUCAAAUUUCUAUUAAUUUGAAGGUGGUCUACGAGGAAGUCACAGAAAGAGAAUCUGUCUGCUCUCAGAGGUUUUCUUUUAUCCCGACUUGUCUAGUCCCAAAACUUGCUUCGCAUUCUCUCUUGCUGUUCUUUUCUCUCCGUUCCAUCUCUAUAUAAAGCCUAAAACUACAUCAAGCAGACACCUCAGAAAUGAGCGGACCUCGUUGUUCUGUUUUAUUCCUUUGUUUCUGGUCAACUCAUCUGCUCUUUCUCUGUGCCAAUAAAAAAUAGCCUUAGGUUCUUAUCUUUA